Messenger RNA from Pomacea canaliculata, 3110 nucleotides. Its product is annotated as transcription factor HES-4-like. The record is from RefSeq and is a predicted model, not a curated record. Bases 572 to 1582 code for a protein of 336 amino acids. Lineage: Eukaryota; Metazoa; Mollusca; Gastropoda; Architaenioglossa; Ampullariidae. The transcript has 3 exons. Gene Ontology annotation, cellular component: nucleus. Gene Ontology annotation, biological process: regulation of neurogenesis; regulation of transcription by RNA polymerase II; anterior/posterior pattern specification. Gene Ontology annotation, molecular function: RNA polymerase II cis-regulatory region sequence-specific DNA binding; protein dimerization activity; DNA-binding transcription factor activity, RNA polymerase II-specific.
UCUCACUGGCUUUAUUACUCUCUGGUGUUGUACCUUACCGUCCCUUCCCCUCAGCAAGUCUCCCGCAAGACAACAAGCACACAACAUAUACCUCCACACGUGAGAGUGCCUGCAUCUAGUUUCUGUAGUCGUAUCCACAACAUAUUUCAAUAUAUAUUGCAAGGUCCAGGAAAUUGCAGACAGUAGCACAACCUUUCUCCUCUACAACAUUCCAGCCCCAACUGUUUGUUCUACCUGUGUAACUGAAGUACUGUUUGUCUCCCCUGCACUGACUGGUGCUGCUGGUGAAGACAAGGAUGCUGGCGAUGAUUCAGGGUGUAUGGUGUGUCCACCCUGUUGGGAAGAAGCCCCUCAGGCCCCUCAUUUAUUGUGUGUCAACAGACAGUAACCGCCACAGCCCCGCGGCGCUAGCGACACCAGGCGGUGGGAUUACGCGCGCUGGGUCCGGCUCAGGCGACCUCUAGCGGCCGGCCAUGCUUUAUGGCUGCUGGGGUCGACUUGCAGUGUAAAUCGGCAGUUAAUUUCUUGGCCGGCAUCUCUCGGUAAUCCAAGUUAAGAUGUCGUCUGACCCAUGGUCGCCUUUCCUCUACCAUGCAACUCACAGUCACCGCGAGCGACGAAACUAGAGAAAGCAGACAUCCUGGAAAUGACUGUAGACUACAUCAAGAAGGUGGCCGAUAAAAGAGAAGGUUCAGCACGUGACGGAGGAGGAAGCAAGAACUGCGCUCCAUUUGUCGAUGGUGUCCGCCGGUGUCUCGAAGAAGUCGACACUUUUCUCGAGAACCAAUUGGACAUAAAGCCGGAAGUACGUCACAAGCUAUCGUCUCACUGCCGCCAACAACUGUGCAGCCUUGACGUCACCGUUAGGUCCACGUCACAUGAAGCAUCUUCACCCUCGUCACCGGAAGUCAGCAGUGAAAAAGUCGUCGCGAUGGAGACGAGCGCCGAACCGGCUGACACCAAGGAACCCUCUCUGAAAGCUUUGGCCGAAGCGGAAGACUCCAAGACAGUGCUGAGCCCCGCGCAUGCGCAGUCUGCCACAGCUUACGUGGCACCAUUUCAUUACUCGACGACUGUCUCUCCUCCCGAGGAUGGCGCGGCGAUACCAGACAGCAAGAAGACUGGUUGUGAAGAUGUCGGACUGCGGUUCGCGGGGCCGCUGAAACUCAUCUGCGGGGGGAACGUGUUCAUUGUUGUGGAUCCACAGACGCAGGCCAAAGGUCAGGCGGACAGCGUGCGACCCACAGUCGCCACCACCACCACCAGUACCGCCACCAACACCCACUACAUCUACAACCCCGUCAGUCUUCUCACCCCACCGCCUUUCACCUUCCUAUCGACCCUCCCGCACACAACAGUGGCGCCCUCCCACGGACAGCACUCUGCCCACGUGACCUGCAGUUCUGGUGGAGGAAAAGUUGCGUCAUUUCCGAUCGAGAACUCUUUUGCGCAUGUGCGCCAGGGAACUUCACCCCAAGGUGGGUCUUCGCCAGGUGUGUCCUCCAGUGCUGCGAGUGAUGUGAACAACAACAACAUACUUGAGGUGCGACAGUCUCUGACCACCAUGUGGAGGCCGUGGUAAAUGCCACUCGCACCCUCCCAGCCACCCUCCCCACACACUCACUCACUCACUCCGCCAUUGGGAUUACAGCAGUUUGAUACAAAGCACGAUUACUGAUUGCUGGCGAGUCAGGAAGAGGCAUGGCAGUUAGAAUAAGUAGAAACCUCCAGGCCGAUGAUUGUGUGUGUGAGGAGGAGGACUACUGUGUGUUUUUAUGCGUGUCUAUACAAGCUUGAGUGGAUGUGUGAGUGUUGUGUAUACCUGUAAACAUGUAUGAUAGAUAACUAGGGAAGGGAGGGUGUUUUCAACAUUUUUUUAAACCUAUAUUAACAUUUAGAAAUGUAUUUUUAUAAAUAAUUUUACUGUAUGUAAAGACAUGCUGGGAUGUGUUCGUUUGCUGUGCGCAAGUGUCGUCUGGUGCAGAACUAAGUUCAGACGAGGUCGUUAACCAAGCUUGUCACAAGAAACGAACUGUGCACCUGGCAGCUAAUUGUCUCUGUUCGUACUCGCAGUCGUAAGAGUAUCGCGAGCGGAGAGGUCGUGACCCCGGUAACGAGGACAGCACGAGCGGUCAGCGGAAAUCUCUGGAAUCGGAGCAUCGAGUGUCACCAAACAUUCCGGUUCUAUGUUAUGAUCAAAAGCCUGAAUAAAUAUUAUAAUAAUCUUAAUUGAACCUGAAUUUGCCGAGAAAACAGGAAGUGACAAAAGGGUAUUAUUUCUAAAAAUAUCCUCGUCUGCUUGAACUGAAUUCGAAGAGCAAAGAUGUCAUCCUUGGUAACAGGAAACACAGCAGGACACAGUGUGUUGUUGUUGUUGUUCUUUCUACACCUUCACGUGAGGGGCUGAGGGCUAGUAAACAGUGAAUGUUGCAGGCAGCUACAUGAGACGAAAUGAGUGUUUACAUCGAUAUAUCUGUGUCAAACUUUUUAUUACAUUAUUCUAAUUUUUAUGUAAAAAAAGUCAUGAUCAGCAGUCAGUUGUGAAUGUAAAAUGAAAAUGCAAUGCUGAAAAUUAACGAUCUAUUGAAUAAAAAAUGUACAUGAAUUUAUCUUAGACAGUCGCAGAUGUGAAAUGUGUUUAUAUUUCAGUAACAACAAUAUAUAUGUAAAUAUUAACUCAAAUUCCCCACACAGUUACAGAUAACAACAAUAAUAAUACAACUUAGACUGCAAUGAUCUUGAAUUAUUGCCCAGUAUUUAGAAAUUAAUUUACUCAUAUUUUGGGAAUUAUUAUUUUUAAACGAGCUUAACCCGACCAUGAAGUAAACACUAUUGCACUCGUGUUAACACCAACUGUAAAUUAUGACGUCAUCACCACACUGGCUCCCCUGUCACCACAUUCCACACGACACAGCACUGGAGACAGGACAAAGGGGAGACCACCCUCUCUUCCGAGGACGAGACAGAUGACAACCUACACUCUCAACGGUCAGCCUCAAUGCUCUGCAAAUAAAAAAAUAUUUUUGUCUAUCCAUCCUGCUGUUUGGAUGCACACAAGAUAUACAGAUAAAUGUACAUUCAGUAGACAAAUAAAUGUUUCCAGUCCAAAC